This is a messenger RNA of Syzygium oleosum, 1269 nucleotides long. RefSeq names its product U-box domain-containing protein 29-like. Gene Ontology annotation, biological process: protein ubiquitination. Bases 1 to 1269 code for a protein of 422 amino acids. The transcript has a single exon. Gene Ontology annotation, molecular function: ubiquitin protein ligase activity. The record is from RefSeq and is a predicted model, not a curated record. NCBI's taxonomy places the organism in Eukaryota, Viridiplantae, Streptophyta, Magnoliopsida, Myrtales, Myrtaceae.
AUGGUGCGCGAGGAGCAGCUCCGCAUCACGGUGCCGAGCCUCUUCCGGUGCCCGAUCUCGCUCGACGUCAUGCGGUCGCCGGUGAGCCUCUGCACCGGCGUCACCUACGACCGCUCCUCCAUCCAGCGCUGGCUCGAGUCCGGCCACCAGACCUGCCCCGCCACCAACCAGCCCCUCCCUUCCACCGACUUCGUCCCCAACCUCGCCCUCCACCGCCUCAUCCACCUCUGGAUCCAGUCCUCCCCCUCCGCCCGCCUCGCGGGCGCCCUCGCUCCCCCGCCGGCGGCGAGGUCCUCCCCCGCCGAGGUUCGCGCCCUGAUGGAGCAGAUCGCGACGGGAGCGGCCCGGGAGAGCUGCUGCGGCGCGUUGAGGAAGGUCGCGGAGUUCGCGGGCUACCGCGAGGAGAACAGGAGGUACUUGGCCGGUUCCGACGGUUUCGUGGAGGCGAUUGUUCAGGUAAUGAGGAGAGAUGGAGGUUCGGAAUCGGAAGUCGAGGUCUUGGAGUUGGCGGUGAGGGUUCUGGAGUCGAUCUUGACGGAAAAUGGAGUUAAAGAGCGGUUGAGCAGGCGAUUGCUCCGGAGCGACCGUGGGAACUGCUUAUCUCCGAUCGUUUCGGUCCUGCGCAGUGGAAGAUUAGCGUCGAAGAUCGGUGCGGUGAGGAUUUUGGACUCAAUCGCGGUCGACAACGAGUCCAAACGCUCGAUCGCUGAAACGAAGGACGUCCUCGCCGAAUCAAUCCGGCUUCUCGCCGCCGAGUCCGACGACAGCCUGCGCGACGCCGUCCUGUCGUUCCUCAUCAAGGUGACGGCGGCUCGGUCGAUGAAGACCCAGCUGGUCCAGCUCGGCCUCGUCCCGAUCCUCUCCGGCUUCAUCUCCAAUCAGGACUCCACCAACCCGACCGUCGAGCGCGCUCUGAGACUGACGCAGCUGGUCUCGACGGUCGCGGAAGGGCGGCAGGCGAUGAGCGAGGACGCGACGCUCGCCAGCUCGCUGGUGGGGAGGCUGAUGAAGGUGUCGAAGGCGGCGACGGAGGACGCGGUGGCGGUGCUGUGGAGCAUGUGCUGCGUGUCCGGAGAUUCGAGGGUGAAGGAGCGUGUGUGGAGGAGCAAUGGCGUGACCAAGGUCUUGCUGGUGAUGCAGACCGAAGAAGAUGCGGACGUGAGGAGGAUGUGCCGUGAUCUGGUGAAGGUCUUGAGAUCCGGGUGCAACACUGUCGAUUCUGGGUUGGUGAGCUAUGAGACCAGAACUACUCACAUCAAGCAUUGUUGA